Messenger RNA from Nematostella vectensis (starlet sea anemone), 798 nucleotides. Its product is annotated as piggyBac transposable element-derived protein 4-like. The transcript has a single exon. The coding region runs from base 1 to 798 and encodes 265 amino acids. The record is from RefSeq and is a predicted model, not a curated record. NCBI's taxonomy places the organism in Eukaryota, Metazoa, Cnidaria, Anthozoa, Actiniaria, Edwardsiidae.
AUGAGGACGAGGAGGAGGCAAGCGAGAGUGAAGAGAGCGACGAGUGAAGAGAGCGACGAGGAACGUGAAGAAGCUAACGCGGAGUGGACAUAUUCUGUCACCGAAAUCAAUGUCUCUCCGUUUACCGAGGAUAUUGGUCCAACAGCACAACUACCAGCAGUGGCAGGGGCUUUAGACUUUUUCAAGCUCCUCUUCACAGACGAGAUUCCCGAAGAAAUAGUCCUUGAGACUAACCGUAAUGCCGCGCAAAAGACGAGGAUUGUGAGCGACCCGAAGUGGUACGCAACAACGAAGGACGAACUUUGUGCAUACUUCGGAAUACGCUUUCUUCAAGGUAUCAAAUCCGUCCCCUCUGAACGGCACUAUUGGUCAAAGAAUGAAUUCCUUUCGGUCAAGAAGAUCAAGGAUGUCAUGCCAAGAGAUAGAUACCUAAAAAUCACACAGUAUCUUCAUUACAACAACUCUGCAACGGCAAAGCCACGCGGUCAUCCCGAGCACGACAAGCUUCACCUCAUCCGGCCACUUAUAACAAAGCUUGGAGAAAGUUUUCUCGUCCAGUAUAAGCCAAACAGGGAGAAUGCGAUCGACGAGGGCCUUGUUAAAUUUAAGGGACGGCUUGCCUAUAAGCAGUACAUGCCGAUGAAGCCUGUGAAGCGUGGCAUCAAGGUUUGGAUUCGUGCGGACUCCAUUACGCACUACGUGUCACGCUUCCAGGUCUACACUGGCAAACCACAACAAGGCCAAGAAGCUCGGCCUCGGCAGAAGAGUUGUGGAGGAACUUUCCACCGAAGGAACUGA